AUGUUCAAGAAGGCGUCAAAGGCCUCCGAGAUUUGGGAGUUAGAGACCUUUCUUAUCACCUUGGCUUUAUUGCCAAUUCAGUGCAGAUCUGUGAUGGGAAAAGAGAUGCUGACAUACGAAAUAGGAAGAGGAAUGAUGAGGAUGAAAAUAAUCUACAAUUCAUGUUGUUGUUCUGCAGAGGAGCUAGCUGAGGUUAAACAAAUGAUAAAAACCCCUGAGUUUUUCAACAAGCUUGUUGAUAGUAUGGCCCCUAUUGUUUUUGGUCAUCAAGACAUCAAGCGAUGA
Messenger RNA from Lactuca virosa, 285 nucleotides. The record is from the annotation of a GenBank genome assembly. Lineage: Eukaryota; Viridiplantae; Streptophyta; Magnoliopsida; Asterales; Asteraceae.